AUGAAAAAAGAGCCUAAAGGUGAGGAAGAAGUGAAGGAAGAAGUGGAACAUAUGGAAGUUGAUGGUGAUACAAAUGAUAGUGACGACGAUGAUGAAAGUGGAACUAGCAGCAGUGGGGAAGAAAAUGUUGAGCUUAUGGUUACUACUCGUGAAAAACGUUCCAACGCUGGUAAUAAGAUGGCGCAGUUGUUGGAAUCCGCUGAGCAAGACGAUGAUUUCUACAAGAAUACAUAUGAUGGUAGAUUUCUUGAGGAUGAUGUCGAUGAUGCGUUUGAAUCACCAGUGGAAUCGGAUGAUGAAGUGGAUUCUGAUUUCGAUCGUCCUGAAGAUGACGAGGAGCUAAUUAGCGAUACAGAAGAAGAGCCCAAACGACGGAAACGAAAAACUGGUUAUAAAGAACCGAGACUGGGUGGUAGUUCUUCGAAGAGAGCUUUGUUAGAAAAAAAUAAGAAAUGGGUGAUGGCACGAAUGGGUUGCCUUACUGCGGCUGCUAACACUGUCAGUCCUGAAACUCAGGCACAAUAUUUGGAAGAAGCCAAGGAAACAGAACGAAAAAAUAUUGCGUCGUUAAAAAAGUAUGAGCAGUUUGAGCUGGAAAAGAAGAAGAAACGUGAAAAAAUAAAUGUUAUUCGGAAAUUAAAACCACCUUACAUUAGCACUGUGGAUGGUCCGAAUGGCAAAUGGAUGGUUGUUCCAGACAUCAAAAAAUUUAUAAAACCAGAGAGAGUGGUGAAACUCCUUUGUUGCGUGACAUCACGUCCCGCAAAAUAUCGUGACCCAUUAACCGGCUUGCCAUUUGCAACGCCUGAGGCAUUCAAGUUUAUCCGGGAAAAAUACGCAGAAUAUUUGAAAAGUAUGCCUAAUCAUCCAGCAGUGAAAUCAUGGCUUUCUAAGAAGUAUUGA
This is a messenger RNA of Cercopithifilaria johnstoni, 903 nucleotides long. The record is from the annotation of a GenBank genome assembly. NCBI's taxonomy places the organism in Eukaryota, Metazoa, Nematoda, Chromadorea, Rhabditida, Onchocercidae.